AUGGUGAAGAUUUGUUGCAUUGGAGCUGGGUAUGUUGGAGGACCCACCAUGGCCGUGAUUGCAUUGAAAUGUCCUAAGGUUGUGGUAACUGUGGUGGAUAUAUCUUCCCAGCGAAUCAAUGGGUGGAACAGCGACCACCUUCCAAUCUAUGAGCCAGGGCUUGAUGAUGUGGUGAAGCAGUGCAGGGGGAAGAAUCUGUUCUUCAGCACUGAUGUGGAGAAACAUGUUUCAGAGGCGGAUAUAGUGUUUGUCUCAGUGAACACCCCAACAAAAACUCAUGGUCUUGGAGCUGGCAAAGCAGCUGAUUUGACAUACUGGGAGAGUGCUGCUAGGAUGAUUGCUGAUGUUUCAAAAUCAGACAAAAUUGUGGUUGAAAAAUCCACUGUCCCAGUGAAGACAGCAGAGGCAAUUGAGAGGAUCCUGACCCAUAACAAAAAAGGCAUCAAUUUCACCAUUCUCUCAAACCCAGAAUUUCUUGCUGAGGGCACAGCAAUUGAAGACCUAUUCCAUCCAGAUAGAGUCCUCAUUGGAGGGAGGGAGACCCCAGAGGGGCAAAAGGCCAUUCAAACUCUCAAAGAAGUGUAUGCAAAUUGGGUUCCUGUGGAGAAAAUCCUCUGCACCAAUUUGUGGUCUGCUGAGCUCUCAAAGCUUGCUGCCAAUGCCUUCCUGGCCCAGAGAAUCUCUUCUGUCAAUGCCAUGUCAGCACUCUGUGAGGCAACUGGUGCUGAUGUGACACAGGUGUCCCAUUCAAUUGGGACAGACUCAAGGAUUGGACCAAAGUUCCUGAAUGCCAGUGUUGGCUUUGGUGGCUCUUGCUUUCAGAAGGACAUAAUGAACUUGGUGUACAUCUGUGAGUGUAAUGGCCUUCCUGAGGUGGCAAAUUACUGGAAGCAAGUCGUUAAGGUGAAUGACUACCAAAAAACAAGGUUUGUGAACCGUGUGGUGUCCUCAAUGUUCAACACAAUUUCAGCAAAGAAGAUUGCUAUUUUUGGUUUUGCUUUCAAGAAGGACACAGGUGACACAAGGGAAACCCCAGCCAUUGAUGUGUGCAAGGGGCUAUUGGGAGACAAGGCUAAGUUGAGCAUAUAUGACCCUCAGGUUACUGAAGAACAAAUCACAAAGGACCUUUCAAUGAGGAAGUUUGAUAAGGACCACCCCGCUCAUCUUCAACCACCAAGCCCCACUUCCAUAAAGCAAGUAUCUGUGGUUUGGGAUGCUUAUGAGGCAGUGAAGGAGGCACAUGGUAUUUGCAUUAUGACUGAGUGGGAUGAGUUCAAGAAACUUGAUUACAAAAAAGUUUAUGACAGCAUGCAGAAGCCAGCUUUUAUAUUUGAUGGCAGGAAUGUUGUGGAUGUUCAAAAGGUCAGGGAAAUUGGCUUCAUAGUUUACUCCAUUGGCAAGCCUCUGGAUCCAUGGCUCAAGGACAUGCCUGCAGUGGUGGCUUAA
Molecule: messenger RNA, 1446 nt
Organism: Sphenostylis stenocarpa
Lineage: Eukaryota; Viridiplantae; Streptophyta; Magnoliopsida; Fabales; Fabaceae
Source: the annotation of a GenBank genome assembly